This is a messenger RNA of Etheostoma spectabile (orangethroat darter), 5073 nucleotides long. RefSeq names its product mitogen-activated protein kinase-binding protein 1. Gene Ontology annotation, cellular component: cytoplasm. Gene Ontology annotation, molecular function: protein binding. The transcript is spliced from 33 exons. Gene Ontology annotation, biological process: negative regulation of canonical NF-kappaB signal transduction; positive regulation of JNK cascade. The record is from RefSeq and is a predicted model, not a curated record. The coding region runs from base 281 to 4801 and encodes 1506 amino acids. Lineage: Eukaryota; Metazoa; Chordata; Actinopteri; Perciformes; Percidae.
UAGCAAAUUCAGCGUUGCACAAGGCGACAUCAGUCAAGAAGUGGUGGGAAGCUCCAGGAGAAGCGGUUCAUGUGAAGGCAACAGUAACCCACUCAAGAGAUUAACGUCCACGUGUCCCGGCAGCAGGGACUCUGUCCGACUCGGUAGCCCUCUCUCUCGCUCUCUCUCUGGUCUGUGUGUGUGUGUGUGUGUGUGUGUGGGGGAUCAGGUCUCCGCUUCACUUCUUCAGCCCUGACUUUUGUCACAGCGGACGGUGCAGUUCACCGGGCGGUGCCACAACAUGUCCGGCGAUGGCUUCACGAUUAAAAGUCGCAUCAGGAAUUUGCUGCGUUCUCCAUCAACCAAGCACCAGAAGAAGAACAGGAAAGAGAGCCUCAGCAGCAAGGUGACUUUGGAGAAGGUCCUGGGAAUCACAGCCUCAGGAAACAGUGGUCUGGCCUGCGACCCUCGAUGUGGACGAGUGGCCUAUCCUGCAGGGUGUGUGGUAGUUUUGCUGAAUCCCAAAAAGAACAGACAGCACCACAUUAUCAACACAUCAAGAAAGACAAUCACAGCUCUGUGCUUUUCCCCUGAUGGCAAGUACUUGGUUACAGGAGAGAGCGGUCACUUGCCAGCGGUGAGACUGUGGGACGUGGCGGAACGGAGACAGGUGGCUGAGCUCCAGAAGCACAAAUAUGGCAUCUCUUGUGUGGCUUUCUCCCCCGACAGCAAAUACGUCGUCAGUGUGGGAAACCAACAUGACAUGAUGGUCAAUGUCUGUGCGUGGAAGAAAAAUGUUGUUGUGGCUGCCAACAAGGUGUCCAGUAAGGUGACGGGUGUGUCUUUCUCUGAGGACAGCUCCUACUUUGUAACCGUGGGGAACAGACAUGUCAAGUUCUGGUAUCUGGACCACUGCAAGACCAGCAAGGCCAGUGCUCCUGUCCCUCUGCUGGGCCGCUCCGGGCUCCUGGGGGAGCUGAGGAACAACUUCUUCUGUGAUGUGGCCUGUGGACGGGGCUCUACAUCUGACUCCACCUUCUGCAUCACCUCCUCCGGCCUGCUGUGCGAGUUUAACAACAAGAGGAUGCUGGACAAGUGGGUGGACCUACGGACGGGCGCGGCCCAGGCCCUGUCUCUGUCUGAGGACAUGAUCUUCUGUGGCUGCGCUGACGGAACGGUGCGAGCCUUCAGCCCUGUGGACCUUCACUUCGUCUGCACGUUGCCGCGCCCGCACCCCCUCGGCUCUGACGUCUCGGCCAUCACAGAGGCAAGCCACCUGUUUUCCACCAAGACGGACGCCCGUUACCCAGACGCCAUUGCGGUUACCUAUGACCCCGUCAGCCGGUGGCUCAGCUGUGUCUAUAACGACCACAGUGUGUAUGUGUGGGACGUGAGAGAUGUCAACAGGGUGGGGAAGGUGCACUCUGCCCUCUUCCAUGCUGCCUGUGUCGGGGACCUGGAGAUGUUCCCAGAUGUUCCUGGGAAAUUUGGUGCUGGUCUGUCAUCAGGAGCCUUCCUUAGUUGCUCAGCUGAUAACACCAUCAGACUGUGGCGCAUGGACGAUUGGACAACGCGUGUUCAUUCUCAGAACAUCCUCAGCAGUGAUCUCCUGAGUAUAAUCUACAUAGACGGAAACACUAGUGCCUUGCUGGAUCCAGAAUGUUUGGCAAAUAUGAAUGGAGACAAAACAGGAGAUGGACAGACGGCAGAAAGCAGGACCGGCAUCAGGACCAUCUGUGUCAGUCCAGACGGGAAACACCUGGCAUCUGGAGAUCGCAAUGGGAUGCUGAGGGUUUACGACCUCAGUAGCAUGAAGGAGAUUCUGAAGGUGGAGGCCCAUGAUGCUGAGAUCCUCUGUCUUGAAUACAGUAAACCAGAAACGGGUCUGAAGCUGCUGGCCACAGCUAGCAGGGACCGUCUGAUCCAUGUCUUAGAUGCUGAGGAUGACUACAGUCUGGUGCAGACACUUGACGAGCACUCUUCAUCCAUAACAGCCGUCCGCUUUGCUGCCAAUGACAACAAGGUGAGAAUGAUCAGCUGCGGGGCGGACAAGAGCAUCUAUUUCCGCACUGCGCACAAGACUGACAGAGGAACAGAGUUCAGACGUUCUCACCACACAGUGAGCAAGACCACGCUGUACGACAUGGACGUGGACCCCACCUGCAAGUACGCUGCUGUCGGCUGUCAAGACCGCUGCGUCAGGAUUUUCAACAUCAGCAGCGGUAAGCAGAAGAAACUCUACAAGGGCUCGUUGAGUGAGGACGGCAGUCUGCUCAAGGUUCAGCUCGAUCCGUCAGGUCAAUACGUGGCCACCAGCUGCUCCGAUAAAAAUAUCAGCAUCUUUGAAUUCUCCACUGGGGAGUGUGUCGCCACUAUGGAUGGACACUCUGAGAUUGUCACUGGGAUGAAGUUUACCAAUGACUGCAAGCAUUUCAUUUCUGUGUCAGGGGACAGCUGUAUCUUUGUGUGGCGACUGGCUCCAGAACUGACAAUCAGCAUGAGAGAGAGGCUCAGCCAGCUCCGACAAAACCCGAACGCACACCCCUGCAAGACCUCCAGUCUCAGGCGAGAGGUGUACAGUGCCCCCACUCUGGGUGGUCUGUCCUCGGACAGCGACCGUGAGCACGAGGAGGAGGAGGACGGAGCGGAGAACGACCCAGAAGACAUUGCAGUGAAUAGUUCCUCUGACAGCAGCCAUGGAGAGGAGGACACAGGUGGCUCAGAUGAAGGACAGGGCUGGGAGCUGACAAAGUAUGGAGUUGUCAGCCAGGUCACGCCGGAGUCCUCUAAACGUCCUCGGAGACGCUGGUCUCAUCGCAUGGGCUCUCUGGAGCUGAUGGUGAAAUCCAUGCUGGACCUGAGACAGCUGGAGACCUUUGCUCCCAAGAAAACUCCCAGCUGCUCCCCUCAUAACAGAGAGAGAUGGAGCACGUCCAGCCUCCAGGAGCCCGUGUUGGAAGAGAGAGCCAAGAGGCACCGGCCCUGGCCACAUGCCGACUGGCUGUCCUCCUCACACCCGUCCAAGGGCAUCAUGGGAGCUGAUGAAGCCGUGGUGUACCCCGAGGAGAACGAGACUGAUGCAGGUCUGCAGGGCAGUGAGUACAUGGUGAAGGAGCAGGACUGCAGGAUGCAAGGCCGAGGGAUCCACAGCGAGAGCAAGAAAAGCCGAAGCCCGGACAGUGCCUGCUCUCUGGGCUACGACAGCAGGGACUCCAGCCCAGAUCGGGUCCUGGAUGAUUCUGCAGAUGUGGGGUCCCUGAGCCAGGACAGCUCUGAUGAGGAGAACGAAGAGAGGGAAGAAGAGGAGCAGAAGCCAGAAGUGACGAGUAUAGACGAGGCUCUGAGGACGGUGACUGACACUGCUCACUGCAGUCAAGAAGAUUUCCUCGAGCAGAACUUUGAGAUGCUGGAAGAGAGCAGCAGCAUGGCGGAGGAGCAGAGCAGGCUCCCUCGGCUCAGUAUGUCUUCACGCUUCCUGGCCAGAGGACAUAAUAACAGGGGCAUGCCUCUGUUUGCUAAAGUGCAGGGAAAGGAGCCCAGCAGCCACUUUGCUAAGCCCCCGGUGUCAAAAGUACGGCCCUUGAUGGAAGACAGCCAGAGCAGAAACACGGAAGAGGGGCCACACGGGUUAGAUGCUCCAGAAGGAGACGGAGCUCCUACCCUUAGACCCCUGAAGAAGAGGAAGAGCUCAGGGUGCCACCUGUGGAGGUUGUCCAACCCUCCAUCCAAAGCUCCGCAGCUGCUGGACCCCCCACCAUGUUUACAGAAAGCCCACUCAGCCCAGAACCUGGCCUCAGACUAUCCUCACUCCCCUGUGCCCCCUAGAGACCGAAGGGAGUUCCACAUUAGACCUCAGCAGCUUUCCCUGAACCCUGACCCUCCCCAGCCUUCCUUCCACUUUUCCUCACCCUCCUCUGGGUCCCCCCAGUCUCCCCAGUCCCCACUGUCCUGGGAGAGCCCCAAACUGAAGCCCCACUACUCCUACAUGAAUCCCACUGCCAGCUCCAUGGCCAAAAGCAGCCGCUCCUCCUCGCUGGGGGAGGUUGUCGAGACGGGCACUCCACCUCGCUCCCCCACCUUCCCCAGGGAGACCAGAUCAUGUGGGGAGCUAGAGCUCCAGCCUCCCCUUCUCACCCCCUCUCCUGUCUCAUCGGCAUCGUCCCUCUUAUCGAGUUCUCUGCCAAACAGUCCCUCCCCCGCUUCCCCCCAUCUUAUGGCUACGGUUUCACCCACGUCUUUUACCCAGAACGUCCCGCCCUCUCGCAUCCCGCUUCCCAAACAGCUCCUCAGUCCUCGCCGCAGUUUCUGUCUGGAGGGGAUGUCAAGUGUAAGUGGGUCCGGAGACCCGGCGAGGGUGUCUAAUUCUACCAUAGACCCUGGAUGCAACAUCACACCUACGCCUGGAAACAGAGCACUGGGGAGGAAACUGUCUUCAAGUUUGGAUCCUUCUUUGCCAAGUUCGCUACCAAUGAGACACAAGAAAGACUCGGUUUCAGAGAGUGCCAAGGACCCAUUACAGGUGGUUGCUGCCAAAGACUGCCCUCUGGUGCCUGAACAGGCCCCCGCAUCGAGCGCUGAUCCCCAUCCAGGUCUGGCUCCCCACAGCUCCUGUAUCAACCUGUCCAUCGCUACCGUUCCUCCUCUCCAUCCCUCCAUCACUGCAUCUCUUCCCACUGCGCGCCCUCUCUGUCCGUCUGCUUGUCUGUCUCCCGUUUCUCCAUCUGUCUCUGUGCCCGCCUGCUGUCAACACUGUGACCACGCUGAUCUUCCAUUACCUUGGAAACUUGUAGGCAGGCUGUCACGGAGCUUCACAACAGUCUAAGGAAAACAGCCACGUCUACACCACGGUGCUACAAAGCAGCCAGCAGCCCAGUGAAGACCAGGAAGAAAUGAGGAGCGUUCUGUCCGAGGCGCUGUUCACCAUCAAGACCGAGCUGGACUCUCUGCCUCACCCCCCCUCGCAGCGGGACGAGCCCAGAGUGGACCACAGGGUCAAAGGUGAAGGAGAGAAGGCCCUGGCUCUGCUGGAGCAGUACGCUGAGCUGCUGCUGAAGUCCGUGGAGAGGAGACUGGACACCAAGACGUGAGGAGGUA